Closterium sp. Yama58-4 is the source of this 1452-nucleotide messenger RNA. The record is from the annotation of a GenBank genome assembly. NCBI's taxonomy places the organism in Eukaryota, Viridiplantae, Streptophyta, Zygnematophyceae, Desmidiales, Closteriaceae.
AUGCAGUGGUGCUUGCCUCCGCCUCGGGACGACUACCGUGAUAAGGAGUUCAUUCAGAUCGAACGGGGCCCAUUAGCCCUUCACCAGGCCUUCAUUCAAAUCCUCUCUGCCGAUCCAACGGCUCUCCGAACCGGAGGCCUGGACGUCCGGUUCACAGGCGAGGGCGGGGCCGCAGGUCCGGGAGUGCUUCGGGAGUUCUUCGCCUUCGUUCGGGCACACCUCUUCGACCCGAACCUGGGCCUCUUCUCUCCCGUACCUCACGACCCGAGCCGGUUCUCCCUCUCGCUUGCCUCCCGAGCCAACCCUGCCGAAGCUAAGGAGUACCUUCGGUUUGCCGGAUGUAUCCUGGCCCUUGCGUUGGCACAUCAGGUCCCGUUGGGAGUGAAGCUGUCCCAGUCGCUGUUCGCGCUGCUUGCUGCUCGCACACCCUCUCUUGCUGAUGCUGCUGAUGAUGAUCCGCAGUUGGUGUCUAGCUGUCGGUCUUUGCUGGCCAUGGCUGAAAGGGAGAGGGAAGAAGCAGCACAGGGAGGAGGACGAGAAGGAGGAAGAGAAAGAGAAGAUGAAGGAGGAAGAGAAGGAGGAAGAGAAGGCGGAGGAGGGGUGGAGUCACUGUGUCUCACCUUUGUGGCAUCUGUAGAGGAUCCGAUGGGGGGCCGGCCAAUCGAAGCAGAGCUCGUGCCAGGUGGCAGUGAGCGAGUGGUCCAUGCAGCUGACGUGGCGGAGUUUGUGCAGCGGCUGGUGCAGUUCCGGGUGUGUGGGGUGGUGGAGGAGGAGGGAGAGGCGCUGCGGCGAGGCAUGGAGGAUAUACUGGGAAGCGGUGGAGGAGGGUGGGAUGUGGUACCAGGAGAGGGGGAUGUGGUGGAAGGAAGGGAAGGGAUGGAGAGGAAAGGGAGGAUGGACGCAAGUGUAGGGGGUCAGGGAUGGCUGGGAAGUGGUGUUGGAAGAUGGGAGGAGGUGAUGGAAGGAGAUGGUAGGCGGCAGACGUUAAUCCAGAAAAAUGAUGAUUGUUGCAUUGAUUCAGUUGAAGGUGUGAGUCUCGCUGCCAUGCUCGCUCCCCUUUCAUGCGACGACCUCAAUCUGCUUCUCCACGGGGAGGAUCGCCACGUGGCAGUGUCUGAUUGGCAGGCGCACACGGUCUACCACGGGUAUUGUUCGGAAGAUCCCCAAGUUUUGUGGUUUUGGGAAGUUGUGGAGUCGCUUUCGGGUGAGCAGAGGAAAUUGCUGCUGUUUUUUGCGACGGCUGUUUCAAAUCUGCCCGCGAAUGGAUUUAAGGGGCUCGCGAUGGGGUUUCAUCUGCACCGGGCAGAUGUGGAUCUUUCGCGCCUGCCCACGGCGCACACGUGCUUUCACCAGCUUCUGCUACCCCCAUACGAGAGCAUAGAGAUGAUGCGUACGCGUUUGCUCACUCUCGUGAGCUCGUCAUAUAUUGUUCAUAGCUUUGGAUUUGCAUGA